AUGCCUUCAUUCUUUACAGUCCCCGCUUCGCAGCGCAAAAGGAAGAGAGAUGAUCGCGCCGCUGCGCCAGCAACGAAGAAGCGAGGCGUCGAUGCCAAGAAUGAACAGACAGGAGGCCGUCGAGCCCGCGAGCGCGAAGAGUCUAUUUCAGGAAGCGAUUCAGAGGACGAGGAGGCAUUGGGCUCUGGACUUUCUGGUUCCGAGUCUGGAUCAGACUCUGAUGAGGGCGAAACGGCCGCAGACCGGAGACUCAAACUCGCCGAACGAUAUUUGGACAACGUUCGGGAAGAUGUCGAGGAGACAAUUGGUUUCGAUGCCGCUGAAAUUGAUCGAGAUUUGAUCGCCGAGAGACUGAAGGAGGAUGUGGACGAGUUCAAGGGACGCACUUUUCGGCAGAUUGCAUCUCAUCUUUCAUUCUCCGAACCUUCUUGUUCAUUCUUCCGCUCUGAUACCCAAUCUACUACAUCCGUCGCUUUGCACCCGCCGUACGCCUAUACGGUGUCCAAGGACAGAACUUUGAUCAAGUGGGAGUUGGCCACACCUUGCGCACCAGCAACGACCGAGGGCAACGGCUCCUCAACACGGCCGCCCCGUCCCCAGCGCAAGAAGCCUAAGCGCGUCAAGUACGCCAGAGGUGUUCGCAAGAUCGCGGAAACUGGGGAAGAGUCCGGCCACACUGGAAGCAUUCUGACUGUCGCCGUAUCGCCCUCAGGCAAAUUUGUUGCCACCGGUGGUGCUGACAAGCGUCUCGUCAUCUGGGAUGCGGAGACCUUGACCCCAAUGAGAACGUUCACGCAACAUCGCGACUCUGUGAGCAGCCUCGCCUUCGCCCGUCAUAUCUCUACGAUGAGCUCUGGAGAACAACUCUUCUCUGGGUCGUACGAUCGAACGCUGAAGACGUGGUCAAUCAGCGGGGCCGGCCACGCAUAUGUUGAGACUCUUUUUGGCCAUCAAGACCACGUCACAGGCGUGGCCGCUAUGACGAUUGAUCAGUGUGUUUCUGUUGGGGCCAGAGACCGCACCGCCAGAUUAUGGAAAGUUGUGGAUGAGUCUCAGCUUGUGUUCCGUGGGGGUGCAUCCAAAAAAGCACCUCACAUUGAGAGUAACAUUGACUGCAUUGCUCCCCUCCCUCCGAGUCACUUUGUGACCGGUUCUGAUUCUGGCUCUAUCUCACUGUGGUCCAUGCACAAGAAGAAACCCCUUUACACUAUUCCACUGGCCCAUGGUCUGGACCCCAUGCCCCCCCUGGACGAGCUUUCUCCGGAAGUUGAUCCAGAGACUGCUGCUCGCAAUGCGCGCCACAUGAGGCGGAUGCCGCGGUGGAUCACCGCAUUGGCAACCGUCCCCGGCACUGACGUUGUUCUUAGCGGCAGCUGGGAUGGCUGGAUCCGGGCGUGGCGCAUUUCGGAAGACAAGAAGACAAUUAUUCCCAUGGGUCCGGUGGGAUCGGGCAUUCUGGGGCAGACCGCUCCUGACACGCCGUCCAAGCAGCUCAAUAAGUCUCUCGCUCUUCAAGCAACGCCCGACGCCGAUCCCAUGCAAGUCGAAGAGACCAUUAAUAACGAGACGACGGAAUCCCAGCCAUUGAUCAAGGGUGUCAUCAAUGACAUUGCUGUCUUCGAGCGUCGCCCUGAGAAGGACUCCGAUUUAUCUGCGAAAUCGUCGUCGAAAUCAGGAAAGUCCUCGGUUUCGGAGGCCCGGGGUCUCUGCAUUGUGGCUGCGGUUGGUAAAGAGCAUCGCUUGGCGCGAUGGAAGUGCUACGCCAACAACUAUGACCAGGGACAUUCUCCUGACGGACGCAAUGGUGCUGUCGUUUUCGAGGUCCCAUUCAACUCCACAGAGAACAUCGUGGAAACCGACCUUUAA
Messenger RNA from Penicillium oxalicum, 1866 nucleotides. Its product is annotated as ribosomal RNA-processing protein RRP9. The transcript is spliced from 2 exons. Gene Ontology annotation, molecular function: snoRNA binding; protein binding. Lineage: Eukaryota; Fungi; Ascomycota; Eurotiomycetes; Eurotiales; Aspergillaceae. Bases 1 to 1866 code for a protein of 621 amino acids. Gene Ontology annotation, cellular component: small-subunit processome. The record is from RefSeq and is a predicted model, not a curated record.